AUGUCUUCUAAUCUAAUCGACACUACUUGCGCAAAGAACACUUCUUCGGCCACUCUCACGGUCGCAACAUCCUCCAGGCUAUCGCUUCUCCGGAGGGGCAACACCGAUUGGGAGUCCUUCACACCCCUUCGGGACAAUAUGGCCUAUCGCCGGCAUGCUCGGCAGCGCACUACUCUGGCCGAACCGGCUAACGCCCCGGCCGCCCCUGUCCCUGCUCGAGCGGCGGCCCUACCCAAGAUUUCUUUCAGACCUCCAGCGGCUGCUCCCUCAAUCAGCCAGCGGACUCGCUCGCGGGCCGCCUAUAUGGGCCUUCAAGCUCCGCCCGAACCUCGGGGCUGCCGGUCAAAAGGCAUGUUGGGGUCAAACCUCUCCUCAGUUGAAAUCAUCAAGAAAAUAACUAAGUAUCAUUUUUCUGGCGGACUGACUAAGUCAACAGUUUAG
Messenger RNA from Arabis nemorensis, 441 nucleotides. NCBI's taxonomy places the organism in Eukaryota, Viridiplantae, Streptophyta, Magnoliopsida, Brassicales, Brassicaceae. The record is from the annotation of a GenBank genome assembly.